Messenger RNA from Panicum hallii, 1287 nucleotides. Its product is annotated as probable aldo-keto reductase 3. The transcript is spliced from 4 exons. Bases 61 to 1101 code for a protein of 346 amino acids. Lineage: Eukaryota; Viridiplantae; Streptophyta; Magnoliopsida; Poales; Poaceae. The record is from RefSeq and is a predicted model, not a curated record. Gene Ontology annotation, cellular component: cytoplasm.
GACAGUCGCAGAAGCAAGCGCAACACAAACAGCAAACUAGCAUCGACCGGUGGUGCAGCGAUGGCGGUGGCGGCUCCGGCGUCCGUGCCGCGCAUGAAGCUGGGCUCCCAGGGGCUGGAGGUCUCGGCGCAGGGUCUCGGCUGCAUGGGCAUGUCCAUGGCGUACGGCGAGCGCAAGCCGGAAGCCGACAUGGUGGCGCUCCUCCGCCACGCCGUCGCCGCGGGGGUCACCUUCCUCGACACCUCCGACGUCUACGGCCCGCACACCAACGAGGUCCUCAUCGGCACGGCGCUGCAGGGCGGGGUGAGGGAGAAGGUGCAGCUCGCCACCAAGUUCGGCAUCACGCCGGACCUGAUGGAGGUGCGCGGCGAACCGGCGUACGUGCGCGCGGCGUGCGAGGGCAGCCUCCGGCGCCUCGGCGUCGACUGCAUCGACCUCUACUACCAGCACCGCAUCGACAUCAGGGUGCCCGUCGAGGUCACGAUUGGUGAGCUCAAGAAGCUGGUUGAAGAAGGGAAGAUAAAGUACAUCGGACUGUCCGAAGCGUCUGCAUCAACAAUCAGAAGAGCGCACGCAGUUCACCCGAUCACCGCCGUCCAGGUGGAGUGGUCUCUCUGGUCACGAGAUGUAGAGCAGGAUAUAAUCCCAACGUGCAGAGAACUUGGCAUUGGGAUCGUGGCAUACAGUCCAUUAGGCAGAGGGUUUUUCUCCGGUGGAGCCAAACUGGUCAAGGAACUGCCCGACGACGAUUUCCGCAAGAAUCUACCAAGAUUCCAGCCAGAGAACCUGGAGAAGAACGCCCUCAUAUUUGAGCGUGUCAGUGAGCUGGCCGCAAGGAAAGGCUGCACGUCAUCGCAGCUCGCACUAGCCUGGGUUCACCAUCAGGGAAGCGAUGUCUGCCCCAUACCUGGAACCACAAAGAUCAACAACUUCAACCAGAACCUGGGAGCGUUGUCGGUGAAGCUCACGCCCGAGGAGAUGGCAGAGCUUGAGUCCUAUGCCGCCAUGGAUGAUGUCCAAGGUGACCGGUAUCACAGCACAUUCCUGAAUACCUGGAAGGAUUCAGACACCCCUCCUCUGUCAUCUUGGAAAGGAAAUUAGAAAUGGGUACUGUUAUCUGAGUGCAUUCGCUAUAGAUGUAUUUGCAUAGUUGCCACCAUCAGAGCACCUCGAGCUAGGUGAUUAUAUAUCAUACAAGCAAAUAAAUGUUGUAAGGAUCUUUUUGAAAUAUCUUGUUUCCCAUUAUAAUUUAAAAGAUCGCAUUGUGCGUAAUUUCCUCUUCAUAAA